GGAACGGGCGCGUGCGUUCGCGUCGACCAUGUAAGUGCGUCGCGGGACCGUCGAGUUCAAUUCCGAAGGCAACGAACCAAUUACCGAUACUUUUUUUCUUAGUUUAACGCAUUACCAUCGAUAAGGAUGCUGGUCCAAGUCACUUUAAGUAUAAUAUUGUUCCUGCAAAUGUUACACCGCAGUUCGGAGAUCUCGCUGAAAUCAUCAACGUCGAAACCACCGCAAAGCAACAACCACCAGAACAUUUCCAAUCUCCUGGAUAAUCUUCUUAGUGGAUACGACAACAGUGUCAGGCCAGAUUUUGGUGGUCCGCCGGCCGUCGUCGAGGUUGACAUCAUGGUCAGGAGCAUGGGACCCAUCUCCGAGGUGGACAUGACCUACUCCAUGGACUGUUACUUCCGACAAUCCUGGAUCGACAGGAGACUGGCGUUCUCCGGAAACUCGAGUGAUACUCUAGCUUUAAGUAUAUCGAUGUUGGCCAGGAUCUGGAAGCCGGAUACUUAUUUCUAUAAUGGGAAGCAGUCUUAUCUUCACACCAUCACCACGCCAAACAAAUUCGUUAGGUUGUACCAAGAUGGAAGAGUACUUUAUUCAUCAAGGCUGACCAUCAAAGCAGGAUGUCCGAUGAAUUUAGAGGAUUUCCCUAUGGAUAUUCAGAGAUGUCCACUUAAAUUUGGAUCUUUUGGAUACACAAACCAGGACGUAAUAUAUAAAUGGAACCAGCAUCGUCAGGUGGCAAUCGCAGAAGACAUGAAACUGUCACAGUUCGACUUGAUCGCAACUCCCGCAGCAAACAACACGGAUACGUUGCCGAACAGCGAUACCCUAACAGGUUAUCGCCCUAGCAUCAACACUCCUAUUCACCUUACUGAAUAUUCGAUGCUUUUGGUUAGUUUCCAUCUUCAAAGACACAUGGGGAACUUUCUAAUACAAGUUUAUGGCCCUUGUGUGUUACUGGUGGUAUUAUCCUGGGUAUCUUUUUGGUUAAACCGGGAAGCAACAGCUGACAGAGUCUCUUUAGGUAUAACAACGGUUCUCACGAUGACAUUUCUUGGACUGGAAGCGAGAACAGAUCUACCAAAAGUUCCGUAUCCCACAGCUUUAGACUUUUUUGUAUUCCUGUCAUUUUCUUUUAUCUUUGCUACAAUUAUCCAGUUUGCAGUGGUUCAUUACUUUACCAAGUACGGUUCAGGUGAAUGCUACUUCAGCUCUGACUUCAACUCCGACUCCAGUAGCGACGAAGAAGAUUGGGUCCCGGUCGAAAAGGAAGUUCACACGCCGACGAUAUCCGGAUCCAGUACAAGAAAGAAUAGCACAGCUUUGCCCUACGCCAGCUAUCACACCAACGACCACCUGUUGGAGGUAAUUCCCCUGUCAGCCUGCACGAUACCAUUGGCUCCAGCCAGACGUUCUUCGUGGUCGACAUUGUCCGCCUGUAUUGGCAAAUCCGAGACCAACUCUAAUUACAUCUCGGGACCAGAACCUGCGAUUUCUGCAAACAAACCUCCAUAUCCGAACCGAUCGAAGCACCAUCGUAAGAAAAGACGUACUCCGCGGUUCAAUUCUGUCUCAAAGAUCGACCGAGCGUCCAGGAUAUUUUUUCCAUUGUUGUUUAUUACUAUCAAUAUGUUUUAUUGGUACUCAUAUCUGUCCAGAACGAAUCGAAUACAAAAUUUGAAUGUCAAGUAGAAAAUUUAAGUGGGUUGGCUGGAGCACUUACGAUUUAGAACCCUGUUAGAUUAAACUAUAUUUAGUGAGCUUCUUUUAGAAUAAUUUUACGACUAACAGACUAAUUAAAUAUAUAUGUGUACCCAAUUGAGGAGGUACUGUAUUAAAAACUGCCAUUAUUUAUUAUUUAUUUGUUCAUUUAAUUUUGCAUCAGAUAAUUUACGAUAAAACUAGAGAGUGUAUAUGCUAUAAUAUCGGUGGAUAUGAGGACCAAUGUAAAAUGUUUUGUGCUGUCACUGGACUAGUUUAGCCACCAACAACAAUAUUUGAACAUUUCUUUCCAUAAAUUAAUAUUACUGAUUUGUACAUUUAGUGUUUCUAAAAGAAGAGGUGCCCGGCAAUAUACUAUGUAAUUUUGUUGAAGG
Messenger RNA from Aethina tumida (small hive beetle), 2093 nucleotides. It is a transcript of the gene Grd, whose product is annotated as gamma-aminobutyric acid receptor alpha-like. The record is from RefSeq and is a predicted model, not a curated record. NCBI's taxonomy places the organism in Eukaryota, Metazoa, Arthropoda, Insecta, Coleoptera, Nitidulidae. Gene Ontology annotation, molecular function: neurotransmitter receptor activity; GABA-A receptor activity; extracellular ligand-gated monoatomic ion channel activity. The transcript has 10 exons. The coding region runs from base 127 to 1689 and encodes 520 amino acids. Gene Ontology annotation, biological process: chemical synaptic transmission; regulation of membrane potential; nervous system process. Gene Ontology annotation, cellular component: neuron projection; synapse; membrane.